This is a messenger RNA of Oncorhynchus kisutch (coho salmon), 5186 nucleotides long. RefSeq names its product pro-interleukin-16. The record is from RefSeq and is a predicted model, not a curated record. The transcript is spliced from 13 exons. The coding region runs from base 209 to 3343 and encodes 1044 amino acids. Gene Ontology annotation, biological process: induction of positive chemotaxis; leukocyte chemotaxis. Lineage: Eukaryota; Metazoa; Chordata; Actinopteri; Salmoniformes; Salmonidae. Gene Ontology annotation, molecular function: cytokine activity; CD4 receptor binding.
UGCCUGUGUGUAUCUUUAGGUGUCAGAGCAGCAGCUGAAUGAUGCCAUAGCCCAGGCUGUAGAGAACAGCCAACUAAAGCAGGACGCCAGUCAGUGGAGUAUAGACGGCCUGCUUAGGUCUGACCCCUGCUCCCACUCCAGAGGGAAGUGUGAGCGCUGUGUGGCGAGGAGCUUCGGCCAACUGACUGCCCGGCGAGCCCAGAAGAACAUGACCCGCUCCUGUAGUGACAGCAACACAUACAACCAGAACCACCAUCAUAACCAUCAGCACAACCGCUGCCCCGGACCAGGAUCCAACCUGGUUAAUGGUCAAACCCUGACUAUACCCAACCACAACCACAACAUGCACCAUAAUCUGAUGGAAAGGGUCCACAGCCUCGACAUCCCCAUGGGGUCCACGCUUGAGCCCUGGUGUGAUAACAGACUGUCUGCAUUGGUCUACCCUAUCCCUGAUGACGACUAUAACGUCCCCUACAACUCCCCAGUAGCCAACCUCUCCUGCCAGCGCACGUUAGACCUGGCCACAAGGGGAAAUAAGAACAGGCCCAAAGCCCUUGCACCUCCAAGGAGGUACUGCCGACACCAGGACGUCACUAGUGAGGAGGGGGCCCCUGGGGACCUGCCAGACUCCAAUGUUUCCAGUAGAGGCUCCCCUGUUAGAGAGGACGGAUGGAGUCCCACACAUACCAACUGUCAGGAAGUAGAGAGUGAGAGAGAAAGAGAGAGAGAAAGAGAGCAAGAACACUCAGGGGGAAGUGGAGAGACUCUCACCCACUCAGAGGCUCGCUCUGCUGCCAUCACUGACUGCCCUCGAUACUCAUCCUGCACAGAAGACAGACUACACACAGGUGCUGAAUCUGCCUUCCACCUCUGCUCCCAGAGUAAGAGGCCGGGCCUGAGGAGGCAGGGCCGCGUGGAGCAGCUCCCCCCAGAAAAGCUUCACGACCCCUGGGUUAGGAUCUCCGACAGCGCCCCUGAUCUUGGAGGUCCUGAAGACCCCCAUCAGAACCAGAGUCUGACUCAUCCGAGCACACACCGUCACAACACACACUCCCACAGUAGCACACACCAACAACAAACACACCAUCUCAGCUCACACCACGACACCACACACACUCCAUCCCAAACCGACAGACACCCCAACGACACACACUCCCCAGUCGCCAUGAGCCAACCGAGUGAGUUUCCCGAGCUUCCUGAACUCAACUGUACUUCCACCCACCACACCGCCCCAGACCCCACCACCCCCUCCACCCUUGCCUCCCUAAUCUCCACCCUCAGCCCAAGGACUGAGGACCCCCCAGGGGUGAGGAAGGGCCCCCCAGUUGCCCCCAAGCCUGUGUGGAACCGUCAGAGCCUCAGGAGUAUUAGGAAUGGGAGGCCCCAGGCUGAGCUGGCCAAACCCCUGGACAUCAGAGGCGGUGGAACCACCUUCGGGGUACGUCUGCGGCCCACCUCCUCUACAGCCCAGCUGUCAAUCAAGCAGAAGAUCCAUUCAUUUGAGACCUUCUCUAGUCCUGAGGGUAAAGGUCAGGAGAUGGAGGGCAACAACAGGAGGCCCCUAGCCCCCUCCACUUCCCUCCCUCUGAAGGACAAGGCACCCGUCAGGAGUGACCCCCCUCUCUUAGAGGAGAAUGGCACAAUCCAACAUGACAUGGGCAAAGGAGCCAAAGUGACCUCUCCAAUCCCUGACGAGGACAAGGCACCCGUCAGGAGUGACCCCCCUCUCUUAGAGGAGAAUGGCACAAUCCAACAUGACAUGGGCAAAGGAGCCAAAGUGACCUCUCCAAUCCCUGACGAGGACCAGGACAGGAGGAUGUCCUCUUUUCCCCCUGGAGCCACUCCUCACUCCAUCCUUCCACCCUCUCCUGCCUCCCACCCUUCUUCUCCUACCUGCUUUUCUCUUCUUCCGACCCCCCACCCUACCUCGGAGCUCCAGACCCCAGUGGAAGAGACAACAGACCCCAAUGCAGAGAUCUCUGACUCGCCAUCCCCCGAGGACACCACCACCUCCCCAUCCACCCUAGAGGCACCUCUCCCCGAGGCCGAACCAGAAACAGAGCCCCUGGAUGGGGCUGUAGAGGCCUCCAUCUCCCCCUCGGGCCCGGUGCCCAGGAGGUCCAGCAGCUCCAAGGGAGAGAGCUUUGGUCCACUACAACCACCAGAGGAGGGGGAGGGAGACCAGAACCAUGCCCAGGCUCAGGGCAAGCAGGCCAGCCUGCGGACGCGUAGCCUGCCCCUGCCUACCUCUCCCUCCCCAGAUGGGUCAACAACUCUACAAGGACUGGAGGGAGAGAGCCUGGGGAAGAUACUUUCCUUCAGUAACCAGGUUUCCCAUGCCCUGAUGCGUUCCAUGCACUCCCUGCUCCCCUCCCUCUGUUCUACUAGGCCGGGUAACCCCGGGUCAGACCCACCCCCUGUAUCCCCUCUAGUCUGCAGCCCGGAGGAGCCCGACCCGGCCCAGAACACUCCCCUCUCCCCUGGCCCCGACAGCAAUGAGAAUAGCUUCUCUGUCAGCCUAUCUGAUCUGAGGCAGUGUACCAUUGAGCGGGGGGAGGAGGGAGUGGACCUGGUCUCACGCCCAUCUCCGUCAGCAUGUGCCCACUCUGUUAUCUCAGCCAUCCCUCAACAGGAAAUACAGACCAUGAUCCAGGAAGUGAAAGCUCUGGAUGAGGAAACACUGAAGCAAUUUGAGCACAUCCAAGUGGUGAUUCUGCACAAGGAGGAAGGAGCAGGUCUGGGUUUCAGCAUUGCAGGUGGGAUAGACCUGGAGAGCAAGGCUACCACAGUGCAUCGUGUUUUCCCCCACGGCCUGGCGGCUCAAGAGGGGACCGUGGAGAAGGGUGACGAGGUGCUGUCCAUCAACGGCCAGACACUAAGGGGUGCGACACACGCGGACGCCACCGCCACACUGCGCCAGGCCCGCAUCAUGAGACUGGCCGUGGUGGUGGUGAGCAAGGGGAGAGAGGGAGGAGGAGGGAACAAGACUGAUGAUUCCUCUGUCAGCAGUAGCAGUACAGACCUCAACCCCACAGUGGAGGAUGGGGGAGACAUGCUGACUGUGGAGCUGGAGACAGGAGGAGGGGGCGUGGGCUUCAGUUUGGAUGGAGGGAAAGGCUCUAUCCAUGGAGACAGGCCUCUGGUCAUCAACAGGAUAUUUAAAGGUGGUGCUGCGGAGCAGAGCGGGUUGCAGUCUGGUGAUGAGCUGCUGCAGGUCCAGAGCACCUCCCUACAGGAGCUGAGCCGCUUCGAGGCCUGGAACAUCGUCAAGGCUCUGCCUGAGGGGCACAUCACUCUAGUCGUCCGGAGGAGGAAGGAGGAUGAGGCUGAAGGGUCUGCCUGAGGGACAUCUCACUGUAGUUAACAGGAGGAGGAAGGAGGAGGAUACUGAGGAGGUACCGCUAGACACUGAUUUCAGGUCAGUUCACACUGUUUAUACUUAAUUGAUUUCCAGAUACAAUAGGUCCCUGACUACCUACAGAGGUAGUCAGAAAGAUCUGAUCACAAUUACACUUCUUUAAAAAUGUGGGCACAAUCAGAAUUUGGACAAGAUCAGGACAAAGGACUCAUGUUAGCACCAGCUAUAAACGGAGCUAUUGAUUCUCAAGAUUUGGCCACAUAUUGAUUGUGGCCACAUUUAUUGACAGGUGUCCGCAAUUAAAAUAUCUAUUGUGAUUGGAUUGUGACCAGAUCUUCCUGAUCACCACCGGAGGUAGUCAGGCACACCUGUUGUCUGGAUAUCUUCCAAGUGUAGACGGAUGUGGACAGAGAAACCAUUUAAAUCAUCAAUAUCCCUCUAAAAUCAUUGACAUGUGGCGCCAUCGUCUUAUGGCAUCAAUAUGUGUCUUUAAAUAAAGAAAAUCCAUAUUAUUUUGAAAGAAUAUCUGUUGAAUAAUUUGCAUACAGGGAGGAACCAGUAAAUCUCGGUCACAAUGUGGAAACAGUGGACGGAUAAGAGACACAUUUUAAUACAAUGUGUAGAUGCAACGGCCAAAAUGUGGAUCUAUCAGAAUGUGGACAAUGGCCUCGAUUCAAUCCGUAUCGCUGAAGUUUAGCGCUAUAGGGUGAUUGAAAAUUAAAGGUCAUUUCCGAUUGAGCCUACACAUGGAUUUACCGUGAAUGCAGUCUCCGCAAACACAGGAACAUUGCUUUUAUAUUUCAAUUACGCUGAAGUGCAGGUCUUCAGUGCUACGGAUUGAAUAGAGCCCGAGAGAGUUAGCACCAGGUAUAAACAGGGCCAACUAGAACACAAAUCAACCACAAGCCAUCAUACCAUUUCAUAUGAGCACUAUUAACAUACUGUAGUUAUGAAUAACAUCUAUAUUCUAUAUCAAAUCAUAUUGCAAUGACAAUCAGGGACUGUUACUGUAGAAAGAGGUGAAUUUACAGGUGCUUUGCUCUGACUGCCUUCCUACACCCAGAACUUCUAGACCAGGGACCACAGUGAGUUUGAGAUUUGCACAGACAUACAGUAUUUACAUGAAGGAAGGGAGAGACAUUCCAUUGCUUUUGACUGUUAGAAAUAGUGUACAAUACUGUAAUGUAGUCCAAAAGAGUAUUAUACUGAUACAAAAUAUUUAAAAUGGGAUUUGCAUUUUUCAUGGAAUUGUAGUAUUGUAGUAUUGUGCUUGAUGUUGGAAUCAUUGUUUAGACCAAAGACUGUGAGUUGGAUUCAAUCCAUAUCGCGGAAGAACAGCAUCAAAAGGUAAACUUAAUUUCCGUUUACCAUGAAUGCUGUCUCCGCGACCGCGGGAACAUUGCCUUUAAUUGUCUAUCGCACAAUACAGUGGAUCUUCAGAGCUACGGAUUUAAUAGUCCUUAGUUCGUUUAUUAGAUGACAAUGGGAGAAUCUCAUUGCAUAGUCCUCGCGCCCUCUCUCCUUCUCAAAACCCAUUGGAUGAGAAAGCCAGAGGUCCCGCCUGUCUUCUCCAAUUGGUUUUGAGGAGGCCAGGCGAGAGGACGUGAGGAAUAUUUAAUUGAGAUUCGCCCUAUGGGUGAAACCAAAGACAUAACUAAACCGGAGCAAAUUUUCACCUUGUUUUCUCUCAUUGUUUGAUAUUAAGGAAAACACAGGGUGUGAACAUUUUGUACCAAAGUCUAUUAGAAUAUAGAUAUUUAAAACUCUGUGUAUCGGUACUAAAGAUUUAUCGCAAUAUACAUUAUACUAAUAAAAUAAUUUCACCCAA